AUGCUCCAAGACUUCCUCCUGUCUGACAUAUCCCUGCAGGACGAAAGUAGCACCUCGGACUUGUCUGAACUCUCACUUAUCAGAAGAUCCGGCAAGUGGAUUCUGUUCAUCAAUAACCCUCAGGGUGCCGACAGCGUGAGGAGUACAAGUGCCUAUCCACCUAUCGAGGUUAACCUGGAGCAAGCCCUCCUCCCCGCCAACUCCUCUAGCACUUGGAGGUCGGAGCAAAUCGUCGGUUUUGUUCAAGGUGUGGAACUGCUAGACCGUGGUCGGGUGAGCCUCGAGGCUUUGAAGAUUCGCUCUUUCGAGGAACAUCUACAGUGGUGUGUCGCAGUUAAAGGUAAUGUCGAACAUCUUGUAUCCUAUGCUGACUCCAUGAAAGCCGGUCUAGAGUCUCCACACUCGUAA
This is a messenger RNA of Clonostachys byssicola, 408 nucleotides long. Lineage: Eukaryota; Fungi; Ascomycota; Sordariomycetes; Hypocreales; Bionectriaceae. The record is from the annotation of a GenBank genome assembly.